CAUAUACGUUAUCAUCUUUAUCUUCAGAUGGCUAAAAUAACUCUUGUGGUAGCCUUAGCUGUAGCGUUAUGCAUUUGUGAAUCCCGUGCUCAAUCAAAUUAUGCAUCGCACGCCAAUAGCAUUGAAUACCAGGGAGAUGGACUUCCCGAAGAAGCUACCCUUGAUGGAAAGGUGACGAAACUCGACGAUCUCAGCCCAAUAAUAUUCUUGAAUCGAACAAAAGCUGCCCUGAACUGUGCUGCGGGAUCCAUGUUGGUGGAUCUCAAAUUUAACGAAAAGUUCUAUGGAACUGUAUAUGCGAAUUUUGACCGGAGCAGCGUUUGUCAGAUAACUGGCAAAGGACAAAUGACUUACAGCAUUGAACUACCUCUGAAGGGAUGUGGAACGAAGCAGGAACCACAACGUGUGUUCACUAAUAAUAUUGUAGUUCGCUUCCACCCUGGCUUAGAAAUGGAUGGUGAUGAGAUUAUAACAAUAGUCUGCCGUUACCCGCCACCUGAAGCACCAAUACCUGCCGGUCUUCCAGCUCCUAUCCUGACGGAUAUAAUACCGGCUUCCUUGGAACCACCACUGAAAGGAAUUCAAAUUAUUUUUAUUAUUUGUGCAAUUAUGUUCCUCACUUUGUUGCUCAUAGGUUUAGGUGUUUCUUACUACUGCCUCCGUAGACAGCCAAUGCCGAUUGUAAGAAGAGUGGUUCAUGUUGGAAGCGGUUCUGAAAUUACAGCUCUCGAAACCGGAAGCAUAGGAAGCAUAUCGGGAUUGAAACUACCACAUGCACAUGUCGCUUUGCACCAAACUCAAAGUAUCUCUGGAAGCGAUGGCCCUCUAAUACCAUCCGAUUACCCGAGUGAAUCCCACUCAGAAAAUGAGGAGGUUGACACUGGAUCUCUGCCAGUCAGUUCACAUGGCAGCUACGAGAAUAAUGCAUUCAUUCAGGAUGCAUCGAGUAUUUACAGUGAACAUUACGGUUUUACUCAAGAGAUUCGCAACGUAGCUGCUUGUGAAGCAUCGCCCAAGUUUGACAUUCAUGUUCGUGUCAAACGUACACCGCCUCCAUUGCCUUCACCACUAACAUCCGAUAGCGAAAGCAAUACGACGGUCAGCAGAAACGAACGGAACAACCUUUCGACAAUCAUGGAAUCUCACGAGGAUGCUCGAAGCGAUAGCGUACUAACAGUUGAAUCACUCCAAGAAGCAGGACACACUCAAUUUACAUAUACUCCCGAGCUGCACACUGUGCCAAAACACAUUCAACCAGCACCGAUAGUAUCCAAAAUUUCUAAAAACCAUCAGAAACAUAUUCUUCGAGAUACUUGGCCAGAAAAUUAUCCAGAUGGACAUCAAGUGUCAUCUACCCGUAGCAUUGUUUCACUUGGCACUGAAAUGACCGAUACUCAUUCAAUGACUGAAAUUCUUGAUUCCUCGCAUUUGUAUCCUCAUUCAACUUACUCUGACGUUGUCGAUCUUCAUCAAACGGAUGAUCUUCCUGAGCCUCAGAUUAGUGUUGUCAAGAGAAAUCAAAUAUCAUCCCAUAUUGUAGAUGACGUGUUCAUGCAAACAGUUACGGAAAAAACAACAAUCGAAGAUGUAGAACGUCACAAGCGUAUGGUGACCGAAUACAAAGCCAAGCCUGUGGUUGAUCCCAACUGGGAUGUUACUAUCAGGAAUUAUCGAGAAAACAACGAACCGGAAUGGGAGGACUUUUCUGACAUAUCAAGCGCCUCCGGUAUGACUAUUCCACGUGUUGCCCCGAUCCACAUGGCAGUGCCUACUUCGACAUAUAUUUCGGAGAAUGCCGUGAUGCUUCAGAGUCCCGAAUUGGUUGGCAAUAUGAAACCGAUCGAUAUACCACCAGAGGAUAAAACCGUUUCGAACUGGGAUGUUUUGAUUCGCGUUUUGCAAGAAGUUGAAAUGCCUGACACCGCAGUAUCGACAGCUUCUCUACAAAACAAUAGGGUUGCCGUUCCGUUGGUCCAUUCGUUGAGUUACGAUGACAAAAUUAAAUGGAAAGAAAUCAUUACAACGGAAUCUACAUUGAGAACAAUGUUAACCGAAGCAGUUGUUCGAGAAGAUUUUGAAAAAAUAAGAUCAGAUGCACGCUACGAGAAACUGUUUGAACCUCAAUCAUGGGAGAUCAUUAUGCGCAUUUUGGCUCCACCAGAUGAUGUAGAACUUCGCCGAUCCAAACGGAAAAAACGUGAAACCUGGGACACUCGCUCUCGUCGAAGCUCUUUGCCGACUUUAUAUGAAUAUGACAGCGACGGCGGAUCCUCUGUUCGUACUAUCACUCAAGAUCCUAUAAUUGUUACAACUCAAAACAGAGAAAGCUACAGCAGCAGCUCAAGACCUCGCUCUAGAAAAACUUCACGAUCUUCAUACAGUUCCAAUAAUGUCGACUACCGUUCAAUGACCGAAGUUAUGGUAGAUUUUGCAAAACCGAAAUACCCCGACAGUUAUUCGGAUGGAAGCUCGUAUUCUGCGCAACAGUAUUUUGAAGACGAUCAGUUUGAACAUCGUUCAAUGCAACGAUCGUCCAGCCAUCCGAGUUUGGCAAGAUCAGCUAGUGAAUUUACUGAACGAUGGGUAGCACCGGAUGAGAUGGAUUCAUCUACUCCUGAACCCAGUCCUCAUAUGGCCCGUCGAGAAAGAAAUGUUAUGGUUGAAGCUAAUGUUUCCGAUGUUGGAGGAAACCAUCACAUCAUACGCGAAAGUCAGACACAAUAUAUUGAAACACGACAAACUAAUUACCGAGUUGCUUCCGAUCGAAAUAACGAAUGGUGAUGUUUGCAGAAUUCAAGAAAUAGCGACAAUUUUAAUGAUAUGUGCCAAUAAUUCAUAGUAUAUACCGGAUUUUAUCACUAACAAAUCGUCUUCCGUACUUCUAACAUUUAUUUUAACUGCAAAUGUGUAUCAUGUAUCCUUACGAUCAAACUAAGCCCAGUUUACUGCUAAUUUUGGAUUGAAAAAAGUAUAUGUGUAUAGAAUAAUCCAGAUAAUAUAUAUGCUCGUUAUCUACUGAACUUUAGAAUAAAUUUAAUCUAAGAAAAAUGUUUUAUUAAUUGAGUUUAAUAACCAUCAACGAAUUUAUGUUUGGGAAUCACCUUGAUCUGGGGAUACAUGAAAAGAAAUAAAUGAUGUAUCAGCUGUGAUAAUCAACCGUUCUAUUACGUAAAGGAAGUUCCACGCUAUUGAUUGAUUGAACAUGGUUCGAAAGUUUCAAUCAUUUUAAACCUCCUUUGAAUAUCGGUAGGUUGCAUAGUAUUAUCGAAAGGUUGUUGAAUCACAAUAUAUCGUUUUUACCAGUGGUGGUGGGUUUUAAUUUACAUAAUUUUUAGAACACACUUGAAAAGCGAACAUCAAGUGUUUUAAAAAACAAUAAAUGCCUAAAGAUACAAAUUUAACACGGAAAUAAAUGCUUUAUCAAUGCACUAACCACACAA
Molecule: messenger RNA, 3440 nt
Organism: Uranotaenia lowii
Lineage: Eukaryota; Metazoa; Arthropoda; Insecta; Diptera; Culicidae
Gene: pot
Exons: 8
Coding region: 28-2781 (917 amino acids)
Source: RefSeq, a predicted model, not a curated record